UCCUCGGCGAGCCGGGCCGCCACGGCGGGGCAUGUCUGGGGGGACGGCCGGGGGGCGAGGGGCAAGGCGGGCGACCCCCGUCACUGUCCGGGGCGGCCGCCGCGCUCCGGCCCCUCUGCCCCGCGGGGCCCCGCGGCCGGGAGGGGACGCACCGAGGCCGGGGCGGGCGAGCUGCUCCUCGCUACCCGCCCCCGCGCCGAUAAUCCUCGAGCCGGGAGGCCCUUCUCCGGUGCAAGCAGGGGGGACACGUCCCCCUCUCCUCCAGGCCGGGAGAAGAAGAGGAGGAAGGGGGGGCCCGGGGCCACCCUUCCGCGUCCAGGUGCGGCCCCCCCCGGCCGGGGGUCUUGCGGAGGGCGGCGGGUCCGUUCGGGACGCGGUGCGGGCGAGGCGAAGGGGGAUCCCGGUCCCGGCCCCGUGCGGAGGAGGCGGCGGCGGGCGGGGGCGCUGUGUCCCCUCCCCGCCCCGCCCGGCCGCCCCUCGCUGCUGCCGCCGCUGGCUGUGCGUGGAUGGUGUUUUCCUCCUCCUCCUCCCGCUGCCGGCGCCGCCGCCUCGUCGGCGCUGCCCGCGGGGUGACGGCGGUGCGGGCGCGGCCCGGCCCGGGCAGUGAGCGCUGUCCGCCCGCGCUGUACCGGCCGUGCCCGCGGCGGCCGCAGCUCCGCGCCCGCUCUGCCUCCCGAGCUCUGACAGCAAUGGCGCCCGGGCCCGCACCGCGCCUCUCCAUUGGUCCGCUCCGCACCACGUGGCGCGGGCCCGGGGGCGGGGCUCCGGCGCCGGGUCGCUUCCCCCCUCCGCUGCGCUGCGUCCGCCGCCCGCCGGGGGCGCUCGGGAGCGGCGGGGCCGCCGGGGGGGUCCCGGGCCCAGGUCCCGACCCUGGGAUCGGGAUUGCGGCACCCCGCGGACAGCGGACAGCGCCCCGGAACGGCUGCGGCUGCCACAGGGCAGGGCAGGGCAGGCUGCACACCGGGACAAGCUGCUUCCCCAGAGGGUGGUCGGGCUCCCCGGGCGCCACUUAAAAGUCACAAAGUACCACGGGACAUAAGAAAACCAGCGACUUACUGGAGAAGAUGAAACAGAGUUUCACGUUUAUGAAA
Messenger RNA from Oenanthe melanoleuca, 1091 nucleotides. Its product is annotated as collagen alpha-1(I) chain-like. The annotation marks the transcript as partial. The transcript has a single exon. The record is from RefSeq and is a predicted model, not a curated record. NCBI's taxonomy places the organism in Eukaryota, Metazoa, Chordata, Aves, Passeriformes, Muscicapidae.